ACCUCAGCCAGGCAAGAUGGCCGCGCCCGAACAAAUCGCUGGAGAGUUUGAAAACUGGUUAAACGAUCGGUUGGACUCUCUCGAAGUAGACCGAGAAGUUUAUGGCGCAUAUAUACUCGGUGUCCUGCAAGAAGAGGAGAAUGAUGACGAGAAAAAGGACGCUUUACAAGGCAUUCUCUCCGCUUUCUUGGAAGAAGACACGUUAGAGGAGGUUUGCCAGCAGAUUUUACAACAGUGGACUGAGUACAGCAGAUCUACAAUGAGGAGUAAUCAGACAGAAGAUGAGGUUCAGGCCAUUGCCAGUUUAAUAGAGAAGCAGGCACAGAUUGUGGUUAAACAGAAGGAGGUGUCCGAGAAGGCCAAGAAGGGGAAAGAGGCUUUGCUGGCCCAGUAUGCUAACAUUACUGAUGAAGAGGAUGAAGAUGAGGAGGAAGAGCAAACAGCAGUAGGAAUACCCAGCGAUAAAUCCCUGUUCAAAAACACCAACGUAGAAGAAGUUCUGAACCGCCGCAAACACCAGCGUGAACAGGCCAGAGAAGACGCACAGAAGAAGAAAGAGCAAGAUAAAAUGCAACGUGAGAAAGACAAACUGGCCAAGCAGGAUCGAAAGGACAAAGAAAAGAAGCGUACACAGAAGGGAGAGCGCAGGAGAUAGAGAUGCAUGCAGGAAAACUUUUAUAGAUUAUACAACGGCUAUACAAAAGUGAGAGGAUGGGGGAAACAAUGAAACCUCACACAAUGAAACCUCAAAAGACGCUGUCCUGACUAACAAUGCAUUCUCUUUUUGGUCUGAUAUUAUCUAUUGAAUGAUAAUGUAGGGCCUGAUACAUUUUCUAAGCUUUUACAAAACAAACCAGCAACGGGGUGAAGAUAGUGUCAUGAACCAUUUAUUUGUUACAGGUGCUGACUGCUGUGCUACUUAUUUAGGAGCGAAUAUCACAAAACAUGUAAAGACCAUAUUUGACUCCAAAAUAAAACUGUUUUGCUGAAAUACAGACUGUUUAGGACUAAAUAUGAUAAAUAAUACUCCAAAAAGCUUAAAAAACAAUAGCAAAGUAUUUUACUUCUGAUUUUGGGGUGAAAUAUGAGCUGGAUGUUGAAAAUGUCAUGAAAAUCUAAAUUUAAUACUUACCAGGUGGUAACCAACAUGCUUGUGUCUAAAAACAGUAAUUCCUUUCUUCAUGCCUUGAAGGAACCUGUUUUUGUAUUCUCCACAGGCUGGUAAUAAAUAACACUUUGGUCAUUUUUGAUUCACCUUAACUUACCAGUUAAAACCUGAAACCAUUGGAAGCCUUCUUGUCCUGUAGCAAUAUAUAGAGGGCUCAUAGUCAACCCAAAGAUGGAGAAAAAAAUCACUUGCUAGUGGGGUGGGCUGAACUAUUCUAAACACAAACCACUUUUGGUUGAUAUUUCUGUCUUUUUUUUUUGUCAUUGAUGUUUGCAGUGAAGAAUAGUGAAUUUAUGUGAUGUUAUUUCAGGAAAGAGAGAAGUGUGUGUGAUCUUUUAGCUUUUUUGAUGCUGUUUCAUAUUGUGCCAAUACCUUAAAGAUUGCCCUGUCAUGUAUUGUGUCAGGCUUCAUCAUAGGCAAACAAAUAUCUUCAGUCUCUAGUUUCUUUUAACUAUUAAAAGCAUAAGAUUUCAGCCCUCUUUUUAUUAAAUAAGUUUUGUAUGCUAAAAUGUCCCAAAAUUGGUAUAGUAAAUUAAGUGUGAACGAACAUUUGUGUUCACUUUUGACUAAUGUGACCAUUUAACUUCCUCUUUAACUCAUAGGGCCAUUUCCCAGACAGGGAUUAAGACUAGUCUCAGACUAAAAUAAAUGUUAGAGCUGCCUAAACCGAAAAUACCUUAAAGGAAAACAAAUUCUUAAAAUACGUCAGUGCCAUUGUUUUGUCUCAAAAUGUUUUUGUAAGGCAUGUUUGUAAAAACCACUUAAACGUCCUAAUUGAACUAAUGUUAAAUCAAAUGAUUUCCUAUACUAGGGGUCAAAUUUGAGUUAACGUCAAAUAUUUUAUAGUAUAGUUACAGUACAAUAAAAGUAUGCAAAUAUAUCAAAUUAAUUCAAUGGCUAGUAUAAAAUGUUUUGGUUAAAUAAACUAAAAAUAUUCAGAUUCAGCAUAAUGUUGUAGCUAUAAAUCAUUCAUUGUAAUAAUGAAUGAUAAUGAUUUUUUGUUUCACAUAUCCAGAAACAAAUGUACAGUAUAAUGCAAUGUAAGUCACUUUGGAUAAAAGCAUCUGCCAAAAUGCGUAAAUGUAAUGUAAAUGUAUAAUGGUUUCAGUUUAAUAGUCAUCGUGCAUCAAUUCACGUUGUAUUUUGAAUACAUUUUUAAUGAAAUAAACUAGUUUGAUGUACCAGUUUGAGUUUUGGGACUGUUACGUUCAUUUAAUAGGUUGACCAACAAAUGCAUGAGCAAUGAGACAAAAGUAUGAGUACACAUGAAUAAUGACAGUCAGUAACAUUGAUAGGUAACAUUCCCUUUAUUUCAAUCCAUAAAUCAUGUUGUUCUGGGCUUUUUAAUGGGGUAUAUAUGCUCAGUAAAUCCUCAAUGAGUUAAAUCACACACAGAUUGAUGAAAUCUUGGGCUGGAAAAGAUUUGACAUCAACAAAUUGUUAAUAAAUAAAAUCAAGUUCAGAUUUUAAGGAAAUUUAGACGAGUUGCUAUUAUCAUUGUUUAUCUAGCGAGAUCACUAAAAACGAGUGCUCAAAAGAAAAUCAUGCUCCAAUAAAUAUGUAAAAUAACAGGACAACAUGAACACUUUCUAUUGGGUAAAUAUGGUCUAAGCUUUUGUGGAUGUUUGUACCAG
Triplophysa rosa is the source of this 2802-nucleotide messenger RNA. It is a transcript of the gene ccdc43, whose product is annotated as coiled-coil domain containing 43. The record is from RefSeq and is a predicted model, not a curated record. The coding region runs from base 17 to 655 and encodes 212 amino acids. NCBI's taxonomy places the organism in Eukaryota, Metazoa, Chordata, Actinopteri, Cypriniformes, Nemacheilidae. The transcript has 5 exons.